Drosophila ficusphila is the source of this 797-nucleotide messenger RNA. RefSeq names its product eukaryotic translation initiation factor 3 subunit D-1-like. Bases 415 to 696 code for a protein of 93 amino acids. Gene Ontology annotation, molecular function: translation initiation factor activity. Gene Ontology annotation, biological process: translational initiation. The record is from RefSeq and is a predicted model, not a curated record. Gene Ontology annotation, cellular component: cytoplasm; eukaryotic translation initiation factor 3 complex. The transcript has 2 exons. NCBI's taxonomy places the organism in Eukaryota, Metazoa, Arthropoda, Insecta, Diptera, Drosophilidae.
UUAGCCUUUGCGCUGAUUCAAAGUUGUUCGUUGGUUGUCGUUGGACCAGCACGAAUACUCUAUGCAGCCACCGCAUGAGCUGUUUUGUGUCCUGGUUCUGGUAGCACGUUGCGAACAUGAUGGUGUCCUCCAGACGCCCAGCGGUGAGCCGCCGUUCAUGUCCAUCAAGGCGCUCAUCGCUCACCAUCAGGCGCUCAGAAGCUAGACACGUAGCGCGGAGCCGUGCUGGCCAACGAGCUGAGGAACAACGCCUGCAAGCUGACCAAGUGGACCGUGCAGGCCGUGCUGGCCGGGUCCGAUCAGCGGAAGCUCGGCUACGUGUCGCGCAUCAAUCCUAGGGAUCACUCUCGCCACGUCAUCCUGGGCACGCAGCAGUUCAAGCCGCAUGAGCUCGCCACCCAGAUCAAACUGAGCAUGGACAACGCCUGGGGAAUACUGCGUUGCAUAAUCGAUCUGGUGAUGAAGCAGAAGGACGGCAAAUAUUUGAUCAUGAAGGACCCCAACAAGCCGAUCAUCCGUCUGUACGACAUCUCAGACAACACAUUCGACUCCGAUGACUCAGACGAUGGCGAGGGCGCCCCUACUGCGACGCCCCUACUGCAGCACCCUUCCAGUUUUGGACUUGAGCCACAACCCGCUAAACAUAAUCCCACAUCUGAUGGCUUCUGGAGGAAAUCGCCCGGUUCUGGGCCCUAGCUUGAACAUUUGUGUUCGAGAUAAAUCCAGCUAUUUCCGUGUAAAGUCCAGAGGGCAAAAAAUGUAUGCUUUUUUAUUUUUUGUGGUUUAUGAUAACACAA